AGCCGAACUUCAAGGAUCGAUCGUGGCAAGACAAAGUCGAGAAAUCUGAGUGCUGAGUGUUGCAAAAGGAAAAUCGAAAGAAAAUCUUAAAGAAAUAAGAAUCUGCCAGGAUUCUUCGAACUUUAUAACCAAUCGUGCUGUGCCGUGCUGUGCUUUACACAAAAUGUCCAAUCAAAUGGAGUUUAUUAUGCAGCUCUACAUGAUGAACUUGCUGCAGCAGCAGCAACAGCAGCAGCAGUUGCAGCAGCAACAGCAACAACAGCAGUCGCUGGCUGGAUACACUUACACACAAAACGAGGAUAUUUCCAGCAGCACUUGCCUGCAGCAGCAGCAACAACAGCAGCAGCAACACGAGCAUCCGCAGCAACUUCAGCAGCAGCCAGAAAUCUUCAAGACAAGAACGCACAAACGAAUUAGCUCGCAAAACACCAACUGUAGUAGUAGCCGUAGUUGUAGUCCCAAUAGUAAUUUGAUUGCUUUUCAACAACAACAACCACAUUACACAGCAGCCACGCCCCCCACACCUAACACCCACAACAACAAUCUGGUUGGUCAGAUGUUGCUUAACACUCUGCCACCGCUCACUCAGUACAUGUUGCAGCAACACCAGCAACAGCAGCAGCAGCAGCAACAUUUGUUGGCAACAUCGAACCUCCUACUAACACCCAAAAAUACGCCCAACAACUCAAUGGCCUCGAAUGUCGAACAGUUUACCACAAAUAAUUUUCUGCAAUCCUCCACAGUGACAUCCACGCCAAUCGAGAAGCCAGCAACACCAGCAGCAGCCUCAGCAUCCUUAGCAGCAGCAGCAGCAACAGUGUCAGGAUCUGCUGCGGUUGAAGGCAACCUUUCGGCGGUCACAAUCAAGUUUGAGCAGCAAUUUGCCGAUGACGAGGAGAACGAUGACAAGCCGCUGUCCAGCCUCAACAGCUGCAGCUCCUCGGGCAUGGCCAGCAACAGCACCAAUGCCAGUACCGAGAAGCUGCUCCUGCUGUCGGGCGUCCAUCCGCUGGAGUCAACCUCAGACAGCGUUGACUCACCCAGCAUGUACACGCCCGUAAAGCAGCCAGCGGACUCAUCGUACAACAUCACCACACCCGUCGAAAGCGAACUGACCCCCACAACACCCCAGACCCAGACCACGUCCCUACUGACGCCCCCGUCCAGCGAACAGAGCAAGAGCCUGGUGAGUCUCUCGGCCAGCGGUUUGGAUGCUCUCCUCCAGAGCGAGGAGAGUCUGAAGAAUCUGCGCAAGGUUUCUUCCUAUUUGGAGUGCGAGAACCCAUUGUGCCGGCAGGAGAAUCUGCGGGAGCAUUUCCACUGCCACGAGGAGCCCUGCCAGGGCAAGAUCCUCAGUAAAAAGGACGACAUCAUCCGGCAUCUGAAGUGGCAUAAGAAGCGCAAGGAGAGCUUCAAGCUCGGCUUCGCCCGCUUCUCCUCGGCGGACGACUGUGCUCCGGCCUACGGAGAGGGAUGUGCCUACAACUGGAAGCAGACGCAUUACCACUGCAUCUACGAGCACUGCCCGAAGGUGUAUGUGAGCACCAGCGAUGUCCAGAUGCACGCCAACUUCCAUCGCAAGGACUCUGAGAUCGUCAACGAGGGCUUCCGACGGUUUCGGGCGCACGAGAACUGCCGCAUUGAAGAUUGCCCCUUUUUCGGCAAGAAGAUAUCCCACUAUCACUGCUGUCGCGAGGGGUGCAAUCACACCUUCAAGAACAAGGCUGAUAUGGACAAGCACAAGACCUACCAUCUGAAGGACCAUCAGCUGAAGAUGGAUGGCUUCAAGAAAAUCCUGAAGACCGAGGUGUGUCCCUUUGAGGCCUGCAAGUUCUCCACUGUCUGCAAUCACAUCCACUGCGUUCGGGAGGGCUGCGACUACAUCCUGCACUCCAGCAGCCAGAUGAUCAGCCAUAAACGAAAGCACGACCGUCAGGAUGGCGAGCAGGCCUACCAGCAGUUCAAGUGCAAGCAGGAGGAUGUGGGGGAGUCAUCCCUGGACGCCACUCCCCUGCAGCAGCAGCCCCUUGGCGUGCCUCAGUCUCAAAUGGGCCAGGCGAGUUGUAGCAGCAAUUCCUCCACUCCGCUCUCAUCCCUCUCCGCCGAGCACUUCCUGUCCCGCAAACGAGGAAGGCCUCCAAAGAAAAUUCAACUCCCAGCUGAUGCUCAGGAAUCCGAAGCUAAGCGUGUCAAGGUCGAGAAUGAAUCCUCCAACCCACCACCUUCCCUCCUUGUGCCCCCGUCCCAGCCCGUUACCCACCCGCUGGCCAAUGGACUGUUCCCUGGUCUGCUGCCUGCCGCGGCUGCUCCUGGAGUGGACCCCACUGCCCCCAGCAACUUCCAGCUGACCCAUCUGAUGGCCCUCUUCCAGCUGCAGAACCCGCUCUUCUACCAGAACCUCUAUCCAGGAGUGACCCAGCAGAAUCCGACCAUGCUGGGGAACCUGGCAGCGCUCAGUGCCGCUUCAGCAGCAGCGGCGGCGGCAGCGGCGGCGAAUGGUGUCCAGCAGCCGAAGGCGGAGUUUAGCUUUAAGCCAGAGUUCAAGGAGUAGAAAGGAUGUCUGUCCCCAGGGUAGUUUGUAAAUAGCAAGAUGGACAGACGGACUACAGACGAUGCCUCUUUAGCUGGGUUGGGUUAGGUUCUUUCGGGGCUUAAGAUAGGACCAGGACAUGACAUCCUUCUACCCUCCAUAAAAGCCAACUCAGCCGCACUUUGUGGAGCUUCUCAAGUCCUGAAUCAAGGUGCUGCUGAAUUGGCUUUUGUCUAGAUUACAUUUUUCGAGUGCCACAUUAAUUUCUAAAAUUUUCAGCCAGCUUAAAUAAAUAAAAGAAGAAAUUCUUCGACUUUAGUUUGACUAAAACUGUGAUGUUUCCUUAGGCUUGACUCCUCUAUAAAUCAAUAGGACGGACAUAGGGUAGAUAGUAAGCUAGUAACAUAGCAAUAUAAGCAUUCCAUUGUGUGAUAUACUAACAAAUAAUAUAUUGAUAGUUGUUUUAAUAUUAAGACAAUGUUAUAAUAAAGAUUAAGUGAAGGCUCAUUUCUUUCAACUAAGAGACAUCCCCUUACCUGAAUAAACUAACGCGAACUGUCUUUAAAAUGUAGUAUAAUUAAAAAUACAACUUUUUGUUAUAAUUGGAACAUAUUAAUGUUUUUUUGUAUUAUUGAAUAGGUUUAAAAAAUCGACUGUAAUAAAACGGAAUGCAGAAUAUCAA
Molecule: messenger RNA, 3212 nt
Organism: Drosophila kikkawai
Lineage: Eukaryota; Metazoa; Arthropoda; Insecta; Diptera; Drosophilidae
Gene: cas
Product: castor zinc finger transcription factor
Biological process (GO): positive regulation of transcription by RNA polymerase II; regulation of neuron differentiation
Cellular component (GO): nucleus
Molecular function (GO): DNA-binding transcription factor activity, RNA polymerase II-specific; RNA polymerase II transcription regulatory region sequence-specific DNA binding
Source: RefSeq, a predicted model, not a curated record